This is a messenger RNA of Fonsecaea nubica, 702 nucleotides long. RefSeq lists its product as hypothetical. Bases 1 to 702 code for a protein of 233 amino acids. The record is from RefSeq and is a predicted model, not a curated record. NCBI's taxonomy places the organism in Eukaryota, Fungi, Ascomycota, Eurotiomycetes, Chaetothyriales, Herpotrichiellaceae. The transcript has 3 exons.
AUGCAUCGUGCCAUCUUCAAGCUCCCACUGCUCCUUUCGGCUGUGGCCCUCGCGAGGCCUCAGACCCCGGCAGACACCAGCGCCUUGAGCGGAUUACCAGCUUGUGCGCAAGAUGCUGCCACCGCUGCCUUGGCCUCCUCGGGCUGUCCCGUGAACGACCAGAACUGUAUCUGCAGCUCGGCACCCUUCAUCAUUGCCAUCACUACUGCAGUCACGCAGACGUGCUCCCCAGCUGACGUUCAGGCGGCAUUGGUCUUCGGCCAAACCUUCUGCGGUGCCGCCCUCGGGGGCGGAAGCUCUUCAUCCAGCUCGGCCCCUACCACCGGUGCAGAAGACACAGCCAGUGGCACCCCAACGGCCAGCCCGACCGACGGUGACGCCUCCAACGGGGUCUCGACCACCACUGUCCCAGGGACAUUGACGUCUGUGACCAGCGUCGCCGACGCCACGGACAACAUGACCACCCUCACGGCAAGUGUCACAGACACCCCCACGUCCGGUGCGAUGGGUUCAGGCUCGGACGGCAUGGUGACAACCACCCAAUGCACCACGACCACGACGAUGAUGACCACCGUAGCCUCCAAGCCAACGGGGCCAUACAACGCGACCUACACCGGCGGCGUUGGCGCGGCGAUGAAGAGUGCGGCGCCCGGCAUGAUCGCCGCCGUUGUGGGUGUUGCUGGCGCGAUUGCCUUGUUGUGA